This is a messenger RNA of Xiphophorus maculatus (southern platyfish), 1330 nucleotides long. RefSeq names its product UBX domain protein 2A (gene ubxn2a). NCBI's taxonomy places the organism in Eukaryota, Metazoa, Chordata, Actinopteri, Cyprinodontiformes, Poeciliidae. The transcript is spliced from 7 exons. Bases 151 to 858 code for a protein of 235 amino acids. Gene Ontology annotation, molecular function: ubiquitin binding. Gene Ontology annotation, biological process: Golgi organization; membrane fusion; autophagosome assembly. The record is from RefSeq and is a predicted model, not a curated record. Gene Ontology annotation, cellular component: nucleus; cytosol.
CUUUACGGCAGUUAUUUCUUGCUCUGCAGAAAAGCGAGAGGGUCUUCGGAGAAAAGCCGCUGCCAGAAACUUGAAGCCACAAAGCGCAAGCUGAUGGAAAACACAGAACGGCAUGAAAGAGACUGACGCUGUGGCCGAGAAAGCUGAGCAAUGGCGGUCAGUGAGGAAAAUGAGGAAGAGGUUCCAAUGAGUCGUAGUUUCUCAGUAGAAGACCUCCUUGAUGAGGUGGAGAAGAUCUGCUACGAUGCGUCAGGGACAUCAAAGGUGGAGAUGGUGGUGAGGUUGUGGAAGGACGGCUUUACCAUUAACGACGGAGACUUCCGCAGCUACUCCGUGCCAGAAAAUCAAGAUUUCCUGGAUGCCAUCAAAAGAGGGGAGCUUCCAGCGGAGUGGGAGAGCAGAGCAGAGGAAGAGGAGCUGGAGAUCAGUGUGGAGGAUAUGACUGAGGAAAACUAUGUCCCCAAGAAGAAGGCUUUUCACCCUUUCAGUGGGAGAGGAUACCGACUUGGCAGCGUUGCACCGAGAGUUGUGGCCCGGUCACCAUCUGUGCACGAGGACGGAGAAUCUCCUCCUAUUCCCAUGGUAACACUAGACCACUCCCUUCCUGUCACCUCUCUGCAGAUCUGGUUGGCCGACGGCAGGAGACUGGUACAGAGGUUUAACCUAUCGCAUAGGAUCUCCGAUGUCCAGGAUUUCGUCGCCCGCUGCCAGAGGAGCUGUCCACCUUUCGUCCUGACGACAUCACUUCCUUUCCGUGAGCUCAGCGACAAAGAAUUGAGUCUCGAGGAGGCGGAUUUGGCUCACGCCGUCAUCGUCCAGAGACCCUUGAACACACAGGCUCUGUUUGGACACUCCUGACCGACAGUCCCAUACCUCACACAGCAUGCUACCUUCCCCCCUUCUCUUCAUAGACACGUCAUCUUUUUUUUUUUCAUAUAGCAACCUUAAGGCACCCUACGCCUUGAAGUAUUUUAAUCUUCACUGUGCACUUUGAACUGCACUUUGUUGUCAAUAAGCUAAAGGUGAUAUUCUCACCAGAUUAGUCAGAAAGUGCUAAUGAGGGGCUCUGUUGACACUUUGCCUACUUUGUCUUGAUCUUUUGGAGAGGAAAGUUUACCCGACAACAGACUUAUGGAAACCCAGCAUAUCGCUACACAGUGGUGUCACAAACAGCUCUGGAAAAAAUUAAGAGACCACUGCACUGAACCUUCUGGUUAUUCCACCAAAUAUAGAUUUCGGAACUCUUCCUGAGGUAAAACAUUAGUAUUGUUGUUUCUAAAUGAAUAUGAACUUGUUUUCUUUGCAUUAUUUGAGGUCUGGAAGCACUGCG